AAAAAUCUAUUCUAAACGUGUUAAUUCUCACAUCAUCUAUAUAGGUCUAGUUAUGAAAAAACAUAAGAUAUUGCGUAAUAAAUGGAAAAAAAUUCGUCGCAAACUUCGAAGACAAAUCAAAGCAGUAAAACGAGAAGAAUUCCUUCAAAAACAAGAACAAGAUCGUUUAAACUCUCCAUCAUAUCAAAAAUGGCUAAAAAGUCAAGAAGAAUCUGAAGAGUUUGAACGUAGUGAAAAUGAACGGAUUGUUACUAUGCAAUAUACAAAAUGGGUUGAAAGAGAAUAUGCAGCUAUGGAAGAAUGGAAAUCGAUACAGAAGAAGUUGGACAAAAUUAAACAAGAAAAAGCUCAAAAAGAAUUAUUAAUUAAAUUAGAGUGGGAAAGAGAACAGAAGAAAAUUAAAGAAACAGAAGAAAAUAAAAAAAAAGAACAACAACAACGAGAAGAAAUAAAUGCUAAAUUUAUUGAAGAAAUUGAAAUGUAUAUCAACAAUUUGGGUCCGCUGCCCGAAUCUAUUAAUGUUAGUACAAAUACAAGACCAGACCAACCACUGUGUCCAUUUUUUUCAAAAGUUGCUGCUUGUCGCUUUCGUGACAACUGUUCAAGAAAUCAUGUUCGACCAGGCAUUAGUAAUACAUUGUUGAUUCCUGGAUUUUAUAAAAAUUUUGAAUUGAACAUGCGCUAUGAACGUGAAUUUGAUAUUGAUAUUAGUUUAGAAUGUGAUGAAAAAGAAGCAUAUGAAAAAUUUAAUGAAUUUUUUGAAGAUAUAUUAGUCGAACUUAGAAGUUAUGGACAGAUAAUUGAACUUAAUGUUUGUAGAAAUCAAGAAAUACAUCUCAUGGGCAAUGUUUAUGUCCAAUAUAGAAGUAGACGACAUUCUUUAAAAGCAUACCGAAACUUGUGUGGUCGUUUCUAUGGUGGACGCAAGAUAACUGCUGAAUUCUGUAAUAUUCCUUCAUGGUCUGAAGCCGUAUGUGGGUUAUUUUUUAGAAAAAUGUGUCCAAAAGGAAAAAAUUGUAAUUAUUUGCAUCUAUAUAAAAAUCCUGGAGGCAAAUAUCAAUCAAAACCUCAAAGAAAUCGAAAUGAAAACUCAAGUCAUAGUCAUAGAGAAAAUAAUUCUGGUAAUAGGGAACGAGAACUACAGUCUAGAACAAAUAAAGAAAAAAGGAACAAUUCUCAAAGAGAGAAAAGACCAAUGGAUAGUUUGUCUCAGAGAGAGGCAUCGAAUACGCCUCAAUGGGAUAACACUCCAGAUCGGCAAAACAAAAGUUCUGGAUCUCUUAACUGGGAUAGUGAUGAGGAUUAAAUAAUUUCAAGUGAUCUACUAAGAUAUGUAGCUAUAAAUUAUAUAUUUAGGAUUUCAAAUAUGUGACUGAAGUAUCAAUAAUCCAAUUUUUAAGUAGCAAUUUAUUAAAAUAUGAAUAAAAAUUGUUUUUUUGUGUUAUCGUAGUAAUCAUAAAUAAAUUAUAGAUAUUU
This is a messenger RNA of Myzus persicae (green peach aphid), 1476 nucleotides long. RefSeq names its product U2 small nuclear ribonucleoprotein auxiliary factor 35 kDa subunit-related protein 2-like. Gene Ontology annotation, cellular component: spliceosomal complex; U2AF complex. Gene Ontology annotation, biological process: mRNA splicing, via spliceosome. The record is from RefSeq and is a predicted model, not a curated record. Gene Ontology annotation, molecular function: metal ion binding; pre-mRNA 3'-splice site binding. Lineage: Eukaryota; Metazoa; Arthropoda; Insecta; Hemiptera; Aphididae. The transcript has a single exon. The coding region runs from base 53 to 1306 and encodes 417 amino acids.